Syzygium oleosum is the source of this 1542-nucleotide messenger RNA. RefSeq names its product UDP-glycosyltransferase 13-like. The record is from RefSeq and is a predicted model, not a curated record. The coding region runs from base 54 to 1463 and encodes 469 amino acids. Gene Ontology annotation, molecular function: UDP-glycosyltransferase activity. The transcript has a single exon. NCBI's taxonomy places the organism in Eukaryota, Viridiplantae, Streptophyta, Magnoliopsida, Myrtales, Myrtaceae.
AAGAUCCAACACAACAUAGCCUUCAACGAAAUAGCCUCUCUUGUCCUCUCGCAAUGUCACAGAUCAGUGAGCGCAAGAGCACCAUCCACGUGGCUCUAUUCCCGAGUUCAGGGAUGGGCCAUCUGACGCCGUUCCUCCGCCUGGCCGCCUCGCUCGUCGCUAACGACGUCCGAGUCACCUUCAUUGCCGCGCAUCCGACGGUCUCGCUCGCCGAGUCGCGCGCCCUCUCCAGUUUCUUCACCAGCUUCCCUCAAGUUAGUCCCAAGCAACUGUGUCUACUUCCCAAUGACGAGUCUUCUAGCAACACCGACGAUCCUUUUUAUCGCCGUUAUGAAGUUAUCUGUAGCUCCUGCCGCCUCCUCCCUCCCCUCUUAUCGUCGAUAUCUCCACCCCUUUCUGCUCUCAUCACAGACAUGAGCUUGAUCUCCGCAGUCCUUCCUGUGUCUCGAGCCAUCGGCCUUCCAAAUUAUGUUUUCUUCACGUCCUCCGCCAAAAUGCUGACCCUCUUCAUGUCCUUCCACAAAAUAUUUGUCACGAAAGCCAUGCCCGGUUCUCAGGAUAACAAAGAUGUCAUUGAGAUACCGAAUCAAGAACCAAUACCCGUCUCAUGGUUUCCGCCGCCCCUAUUGGAAGAAGAAGACAACUUCCUAAAAAAUUCUCUCAUUCAGAACGGCAAGAGUAUGGUCGACGCAGAUGGGAUUUUGAUCAACACGUUCGAUGACUUUGAGCCGGAUACGUUAAAUGCGCUAAACAACGCGAAAAUGCCUUGUGGAUUGCCACCUGCAAUUGCCAUUGGACUGCUUCCACCAGCUAACUUCGGAGAGUCUCAUUCUCAUCCGUUGGCUUGGCUGGGCAAUCAACCGAUAGGAUCGGUUAUUUAUGUGAGCUUCGGCAGUAGAACAGCCAUGUCGAGGGACCAAAUAAGAGAACUGGGCGAUGGCUUGGUACAGAGCAGCGUGAGGUUUGUAUGGAUGGUGAAAAGCAAGAAGGUGGAUCAAGAAGACACAGAGGACCUGGAAGAUGUGAUCGGGCAAAAGCUGAUGACAGCAACCUCGGGUGCGGCGAACGGCUUAGUUGUGAACCGCUGGUUGAACCAAAGCGAGAUACUAGGCCACCCGGUAAUAGGCGGGUUUCUGAGCCACUGUGGGUGGAAUUCGGUCACAGAGGCCGUGUGGCAUGGCGUUCCAAUGCUGGCAUGGCCUCAGCACGGAGACCAGAAGAUCAACGCGAGCGUGGUGAAGAGGGCAGGGAUCGGGAUUUGGGAGGAGAGUUGGGGGUGGGGCGAGAAGGACAUGGUGAAGGGAGAGGAAAUAGCGGAGCGGGUCAAGGAGACGAUGAGGGAUGAGUCACUGAAAGCACGAGCUGCGAGCAUGAAAGAAGCCGCCAGGACGGCCCUCGGAGUGGAUAGGGAUUCGGGAAGGGGAUUCAAAGCACUACUCACUGAGAUGUGGGGUGCAAAAUAGGGCGCGCUUUGAUUGUUAACACAAACAACUAUAUGGCAUUCGCGUAACAAAGAUCGAAUAAUAAUCCGCGUUAACGCAA